AAGAAGCUCGGAUGAGAGGUGAAACGUCUUCAAGCAACUCAAAGAAGUCCAGACGCUUUUCUUUGCAAAUUCCUUUAAAGUUACACAGUGAACUCGCGUUUAUUAUUAUAUUUACAAAAUACCACAGUUUUUGUCUUGGUCGUAUCAUUUUUUAUUUUGUCGUAUUUGUCCGCGACACCUUUAAGGCCGGUCCGUGUGACGUUAGGCCGGGGGACCGCUGGAUUAGAAUUCACAUCUACUUGCUUUGUUCCACUACAGUGUAUUUUGGUAUUCAUUUUAAAGGAUUGAAAUGGUUAUUUGUCAAUCGUCAGUUUUUGCAUAAUAAUCGUUAAUAACAAAAUGUUGCAAAUGUAUUAAAAAUUAACAACUAAAAUAUCUCAUUUAUAAAGGUAUUUAGACCUUUAGUUGAGUAAUUUGUAGAAGCCACUUUGCGUUUUGGUCUUGUGUUGCCUGUUUGCAUAGGUCUUUCUGGGAACGUAACCAAUGCAGAGACUGUUGGGCACAUCAGUGAGCAGUCCUGCAGGAAGACGACAGUGCAAACUUGAGCCGUGAUGGCUCUGAGUGCCAGCAGAAUGGUGACUGCCUAUAGACCAAGACCUUAAGUUGUCUAGAGGAUUUGCACGCCUGGUUGCGGACAGUAUAUCUUAUUAUGACAAAACUUCUUGAGCUCCUUCACAUAGGAUGGGUGGUGUCAGUAAACUGGCAUCAUAAGUCUCUCUAACGCAGGGGUCUCAAACUCCAGUCCUCAAGGUCCGGUGUCCUGAAACCUUUCCAUGUGUCCCUGUUGCAACACACCUGAAUACAAUUAGUAUGUCUUUAGCAAGAGUCUAGAACUUGACUGCAUGCUGAGGUGGCAACCUCUAACCCUACUCAAAUAAAUUCAAGUAAAUGUAAGUGUUUGGAAAAAUGUACUUCUAAAAGUACUUUUAUUGCACCAUGUUCAUUCACUCAUGAGCUGUUGUAACAUGAAUAGAAUGGCUGAAUUGCCACCUCAGCAUGCAGUCAAGUUCUAUAGAGUCUUGCUAAUGAGGUGUAUUACAACAGGGACACAUGAAGAAGGCCCUUGAGGACUGGAGUUUAAAACCCCUGCUCUAACAUGCUCUGUAGGUUUAAGGCAUUGGCGUUAUACUACCACUACCAUGCUUCACUGUAAGGAUGGUAUCAGCACACACACUGCCUCUAGUUUAUUAGUGCAAAGAGUUUAUGUUUUUUGUAAUCCUUUCCCAUGUGCUCUCAGAGGCCUUUCAGAGCUUUCUGACAAACACAAAAGCUGAUACGGUACCCUGUUAAGGAAUUAUAUUCAUGUCAAAAUCUGCAGGUGAGAAAAAAACACACAUUCAUUGCAACUCAAUCAAUUGCAUUCUAUGUGUAUAAAUUCAAUAACCUGCAUGUGUAGAGCGCAGCAGCCGCGCAUAUAGAGAAGCCAUCAUGCAUGCAACAUGAAUUGAAUUCUAUAACUUUCUGGCACAGUCUUCUGUUUAUUGAGGAUUUGUUCCUGUUAAGUUGGUCCUCUCCCUGGUGUACGCCCUUUCUGCCCAAACUGGCCAGAUGCCCAUCUCUACGAAGUCUCCCAGUGACUGGAGAAUUCAAUGAAAAUGAACAGGAGGCACAUCAAAGGGUCUGAAUAUGUUAACUGAAACAUUAAAAGCAUGGUUUCACAUUCAGUUAGGUUACUUGUUGUUAGGAAAAUUACACUUUUAUCAUUAAAAAAUGAAUAAAACAACAAAUUGCACAAAAAGCUGAGGUGACUAGUUAAGAUGUAGAAGAUGUACUAUGUACUGUACAUGCGCUGAUUUCUCUGCAGGAGUCCUAGAUGAAAGGAUUUCAUUCAGAAAAUGGAGGCAAACAAGCUCAAAAGAGAUGUUGAGGCCCUUAUAGACAACUAUAUUGGACAGAAACUCAGAGAGGACGGCUUUGAUCCGAAGGGCAAGGGAACUUUCACAGCACUGGAUGACCUGGCUCACUAUGAUCUUGCAAUCAGUGUUGCCCUUUGGUGGUUGGAGAAGAAGGAAGGACGACAUGUGCUCGACAGAGAGAUCAUUGGAGCAACAUGCAGUUUAGGAAGUGCCCAGUAUCCUAAUCGCUUAGAGCGGGAGGCUAUGAUCUUGUCAUCCUUUGCUGGGAUAAUUAUGAGUAGCCUGCCAGUGGAGAAAAUCUUGACCCUGUACAGGUGUAAACCAGCCGCUUCAUACCCCAACCAGAAAUCCAAGGGCUCAAUUGUCUAUCCCAUCACUCUGUCCUAUCAUCCGUUUGCAAUGCUCGGCUCCUACAAGGUCGCGCACCACUCCAAGAAACACAAUCAGAAGCUGAAAAGAUGGCUGUCUGGGCAGACAAAGGCAAGCGCUCCACCGAAGCAAGUUUCAUCUUCGUUUUCCACUUCAUCUCAGUCCUUCAUCAGUGACAGCAGUGACGUUCACCAGGAAAGAACUGAGCACUAUGAAGGCUCGCAAGAGUCUCUGCAUGACUGACGUCAACCGCCAGCAGCUGCCAGAAGUAGAGACAUUGAGCUAGAUCAAUAAUACUAACAUGAAAUGGUAAAAUUCCUCAGUUGAACGUUAACGUACUCAACUAAAAAUGUCACUUGAACUCAAAAAUGCACUUGAAGUGCUCAGAAAUAAAAGAGACAUAAACAGAGAAA
This is a messenger RNA of Oreochromis aureus, 2638 nucleotides long. RefSeq lists its product as uncharacterized. NCBI's taxonomy places the organism in Eukaryota, Metazoa, Chordata, Actinopteri, Cichliformes, Cichlidae. The transcript has 8 exons. Bases 1836 to 2468 code for a protein of 210 amino acids. The record is from RefSeq and is a predicted model, not a curated record.